Peronospora farinosa is the source of this 1551-nucleotide messenger RNA. NCBI's taxonomy places the organism in Eukaryota, Oomycota, Peronosporomycetes, Peronosporales, Peronosporaceae. The record is from the annotation of a GenBank genome assembly.
AUGACAGCGAGCGCAUCCUUCAAGCGCCUCUUAUGCUUAAGAUUGUUUGCUAUAAUUCUCGUCUGUGCGGCAACGUUGUCGUUAGUCGCUGCCGACAACAUCCCGAAACCGUUUUCAAAGGACAUGUUGGAAUACCUGCAGUGCCAAGUAUGUCAGACACCAGAGCUCACAGGUAGCGUACAAGACUCGGCAUGCGACUACGAGACAGUAGACAAAGCGGUGAAUCAGCAUUUUCAUCCACUGCUGCAUGAACUAUCGCGUCUCACAUUUUUCCGCUACUUUAAGGUGGAUCUGGGCAAAGAAUGUCCUCAUUUACCGUGGCAGGAUGACGGUAUAUGCGCCAGUAUUGACUGUGCUGUAUGUGAGUGUCCGUCGCACGAGAUUCCAAUACCCUGGAGUCAAUUGGACCAGCAUGAGACUCAGUCGCGUCAGAGUAAGAGUCGUGGAGAAGCUGGCAAACCCUGUGAUGAGCAGACGGGGGAAAGCAAUCUGUCUAAGGUUGAGCGCAAAAAUGCAGUGGCUGGUGAGAGUUUUGAAGCGUGGGAAGAGAUCCCCAGUGCCAAUGUGUGGGCUACUCAGGGCGAGGAAGAGGAGACGAUGACGUACAUUAAUCUGCUGGAAAAUCCGGAGAGAUACACCGGCUAUAGCGGCGUUCAGGCUGAACGCAUUUGGAAUGCUAUCUACAAGGAAAAUUGCUUUUCACCGCCAAAAGAGAGUGCAUUUGACGGCAUGUGUCUAGAAGAGCGUGUGUACUACCGCCUCAUUAGUGGGCUGCAGGCUUCAAUCAAUACACACAUCGCGCUGACGUACAAAUUUGGCAACAAGUGGGGAGUCAAUCCUUCACUAUUCGUCGACCGAGUUGGCAAGCACCGCGAUCGACUCCAGAACCUCUACUUCGCCUACCUGUUCGUCAUGCGGGCGAUCAGCAAGUACCGUCAGGAACUGUUGGCGUACGACUACAAUACGGGCAACACCGCUGAUGAUCUUCGUGUGAAGGAGAUCCUCCACCAACUUUUGCUCGAAGGAUCAGAUGACGCUCGGGCGUCGGGCGUUUCCUGCUUGGCAUAUGCCGAAUGCUCGUCCGUCCUGUCUGGUUUUGAUGAGAGUGCGCUCUUUCGUGUUCAAGCCGACGGUCUAUCUAUCGAUCAGCUAGCACAAGCCAAGCAGGAGAAGAAGCAGCUUGAAGUGCAGUUUCGCGAGAAGUUUCAGAAUGUGAGUCGUAUCAUGGACUGCGUCACAUGUGAGAUGUGCCGUCUUUGGGGCAAGUUGCAGAUUAUGGGAUUGGGAACAGCCGUCAAGAUCUUGCUCGCGGAGGACGUGUCGACGAUCCCUAAGCUGCAUCGCAACGAGCUCAUCGCGCUCAUUAACGUGGCAAACAACCUCGCUCGUAGUGUAGACGGCGUGAAGAUGAUGCGGGAGCUCGAGUUCAUCGAGGCUGUAAAACAGUUCGGUUUUGUCUGCGGUGCAGCCGUUCUUCUCGUGUUGGCCCUUAUAGUCAUUUUCCGUAGACGUAAAACGCGGGCGCAAAAGAAGCAUACGAAGCAAGAGUAA